Durio zibethinus is the source of this 2602-nucleotide messenger RNA. RefSeq lists its product as uncharacterized. Lineage: Eukaryota; Viridiplantae; Streptophyta; Magnoliopsida; Malvales; Malvaceae. Gene Ontology annotation, cellular component: nucleus. Gene Ontology annotation, molecular function: DNA binding. The record is from RefSeq and is a predicted model, not a curated record.
AGCUUUUUCUUCUUCUAGUGUCUGGGCUGUUUACUGUUGUUUUGAAGUUAUUUUCAUUCUGUAUUUCUUGUUUUUACUCUUGCAUUUAGCAUUAGUUCUUUUGUUCCUCAGCUUUUUACUUGAUUGAAUACAAGUUGGUUUGCCAAGUAAUUCUUGUUGCUGUUUAUUCUUUUGGGUCUUUGAUUUUCUCUAAUGGGUUUUCAUUUUUUUUUGGUUGUUAAGUGCAUUCGGCAAUCAAGAGACUCGAACUUUCCAUAAAUUUGGUGCAUCAAAGAAGAGAAUUUGUUGGUUUUCUUUGCUUGUCUUGAUCUUGAUUGUUCAGGUGGACUUUCCUGGUUAAUGUUGAAGUGGCCAUAAAGAGUUACUGUUGAGACUCAGCUGUGGUUUUGGAGAUCAUGUUACAGUGAAAAGGUUAAGAAAGAUAGCUUUUUUUGUGCUUUUUCUUGAAUUGAACUUGGUUUAAUUUGUUCUUGGGUGGUUCUAUUGCAUGUAAUGGAGUCCUGGAGUUAUGUUUCUGGGGAGAAGGGAUCUGCAUCUGAUGCAGCAAUUUCUCCUUCUGAUUCUUAUGCAAGAAAUAGAUGUGCCUUUAUGAACUGGGAGUUAAAAGGUCCAUAUAGUUUUGGUAGCAACAUGCCAGUCUCAGGACAACAAACAAUUGAGAAUCAUGCUUUUGAGGAAUUGGGGUAUGGAGAAUUGAUAGGAAAACAGUUACCUAAUGAUUCAAUUGGGGAUGUUUUAAGUAGCAAAGUUAGUAGGGCAAGAACUGUAAAUCCAAUAAUGGCUGCCCUGAAUGCCUUUUCUGGGGACAAUGAGUCUACUUCGAAGCUUUCGAGCUCUGUAGUGGACUCAAAUAGUCGGGAUUCUUCACUGAUAGAUUUAAAGCUGGGAAGAUUUCCUGAUUAUAGAGAUGGUCAAAAUUUUAGUUUUUCUAUAGGACCUCCCAUUUUAUCUUCAUCUGAGUCAUCUACACCCCCAAGGAGAGUUCGAGCAGCAGGAGUACAUUCUCAUACUGCCUACUGCCAAGUUUAUGGCUGUAACAAGGAUCUCACUUCCUCAAAAGACUACCACAAGAGGCACAGAGUUUGUGAUGUUCACUCAAAAAGUGCAAAAGUUAUUGUUAAUGGAAUUGAACAACGGUUUUGUCAACAAUGCAGCAGGUUUCAUUUGCUGGCUGAAUUUGAUGAUGGUAAGCGCAGCUGUCGUAAACGCCUUGCUGGCCAUAACGAGCGGCGGAGAAAACCUCAAGUUGGUGUUCGCUCUGGGAGAACUGGAACGUUACUUGAGCAAUAUAAUGGCUUUGCUGGUGGCAGAUUUCAUGGGACUAUGUUGACAACUUCAUCCUUUAUUUGCCAAGAUAUACUACCUAGUGGCCUUUUGCAUCCUGAGAAGUAUGUAACAAAUGAAUGGGGCAAACGGAUAAAAGUUGAAGAUGGGACUGAUUAUAGCCCUCUUUCUGCCAUUUCCAUCGCCAAUGGGCAUUUUCGUUUAAAAUUCCCCCACCCUCCUAGUGGUAUUGAGAAAGUUUUUCCCUCUUUUCAUGAUCAUGGAGCUAAUACAGUGACUGGAGGCAUCUUGGGUGAGAACAAUGCGCAAUAUCCUCAUGAUUUUGGCGGAUCUAAUUCUGGAUCACGCCCUUUAUUCCAAGACACCUCGUUAGGAAGUGAAGACAUCAAUGUUUUCAAUGCAGCAUCAACCAUUCAAGGAUUAUCUGGGAUUUCAGAUUCUGGUUGUGCUCCCUCUCUUCUGUCAUCUCAACCACAGAACUCUUCCAGCCACUCAUCAGGAAUCCCCAUGGCUCGUUCCCUGGUUAUUCCAGGCAACCAUACCCAUUACAACAUGAGUCAAGUCUCAGAAAAGCUCAUUGGAGUUAGCUCGCAGGCUUCAACUACUGGGGUGUCAAAUAAGUUCUCUUCAUCAGGGAUAAAUUCAACUGAAGGCAGUCACUUGGGUGCCCUACUGAUAUCUGAUGGUAAUGAAGCUGCCAACUUUGAUAUCACUGAUAGGAUUUACCAAGGUUCUCAAUUCAUGAAUGCCAAGGAUCGCCUAUCAUGCGAAGACGGACCGACUAUUGACUUGCUUCAGCUUUCAUCACAGCUUCAGCGAGUGGAGCAUCAAAGACAAUCUAUGCAGGUGAAGCAGGAAAAUGAGGCGUUCUGCUGCCUUCGAAUCACUUAAGUACAGAUCAUAUAAGGAAAGUAAAGAUGGUUAAAUGUUCAUUAUCAUAUUAAGUGAUGAAUACAUAAAAUAUCUACUCAAAAGUGGAAUGGGGAAAAUUUUAACAAGAUGAAAUGUUGAUGCUCUAGGAUCUUUCCUUUUUUGACUACUAAGAUCAUUUUCAUAUGAUAUUCCUAAUAAAUUAUAUACCUCAUUGUAUGACCUGUCCUUUUUAUACUAUUAAGAUCAUUUUCAAUAUGAUAUUUCUGAUAAAUCAUAUACCUCAUUGAAACUGGAGCAAUAUCGCUGUAAAACAAAAUUUGGCUGAAAGCAUAAGCGAGUUUAUCAGUUGAAUUUUAAGCCACAAUUGAGUAUAAUUAAAAAUGACUUAAGCUGACGUGAUAUUCCCUUAGCAAAAAGUGUGAAUAAUUGCUUAAAUGAAACCAUG